This is a messenger RNA of Topomyia yanbarensis, 791 nucleotides long. RefSeq lists its product as uncharacterized. The transcript has 2 exons. Lineage: Eukaryota; Metazoa; Arthropoda; Insecta; Diptera; Culicidae. The record is from RefSeq and is a predicted model, not a curated record. Bases 177 to 464 code for a protein of 95 amino acids.
UCGAAGCGGCGCCGACGCUUUGUCGUAGAGGAUUUUCAUCACUAGCAACAACGGUUCCAUUUCCCAUCAUCUCGACUUAGGUCAUCAUUUGUGCUCCGCAAGUGCAUCUCCUCGUGCAGUCGUGUCCAACUUGGUAUCCCCGCUCGGAGAAGCUAACCAAUCAACAGCAGGAAAAAAUGAAAGUAGCCAUCUGCCUGUUUGCGAUCGUUGCCGUGGCCCUGGCCGCCCCCCAGGAACGCGAUGGAGCCGCCCUGACCAACGAGGCUAUCCGACAGGCACAAUCCCAGCAGCUGAUUCCCCGCGAUGCUACCAUCCAGGGAGUCCACGAGGGCAUCCAGGUCGCAGCCAUCGAAUCCAUCCCCGGCAAUCAACGUGUCGAUCUGUUCCAGCUUCUCGGCGAUCAGGUCCCACGGGAGGUCAUCACCAAUCUGCAGUCGCAGGUUGACCAGGUCGGACAAAACUAAACAAGGGCAAGCACUGAAAUGGGAUGCGGGGAUUCUCCGCGCCCUCGGAAUGGCGGCGGACCACGACACGCGGAGGCAUUAGGACAGUAUUGAAUUUUUGAUUUGAUCAAACAACGGCAUCACGACGAAUCGUAUUAGAUUAUGAUUUUUGUUUCUCUCUUCGAAGUAACCGGUUGGCAGAAAAUACACUUGUUAUUCUUCCACGAUAGUGCCAAUAUUCUUUUUGCGGACGUACUCCAAAAAGAUGCGUUUAUGUUUUGUUCACUAGUGUAGGUACAAAAGAUUAUGAAAUUUUUACAAAUAAUAAAAAAAAUGAAACCGAAAAAA